CUCCUGCCGGUGCGGCCCAGCCUGGCCGCCCCCUUCCUUAGGACGGUCCGGAACAGCUUCCUCCCGGUUCCGGAUGUGCGCCGUGCGUGUGCCCACUCGGGCGGUCCGGCCUGGGCCGUCGGCCCUUGGCUCCCCGCCCCGGGCGACGCCGGCGGCCCCCGCGGGGUGUGGCGGGCCCAGGGCCGGCCACCUUCCCGCCUGCUCUGCCCCGGAGACGCAGGCGUCAGAGCUUGCCUCUUUCCAAACGUGCCCUCGUCGGCAGCCGUUAAGGCAGACGUUUUCGGCUCCAAAGGCCCCUUUUUAGAUGUUCUCCUUACGCUUCUCCAGAGUUUUAAAUGAAGACUUUUAACCCAUCGUUUAGAAGUGAGCUUGUAGUAGACAAAACAAAGAGGAAAAAACGAAGAGAGCUCUCUGAAGAACAGAAGCAAGAAAUCAAAGAUGCGUUUGAGCUCUUUGAUACCGACAAAGACCACGCGAUAGAUUAUCAUGAAUUAAAGGUGGCAAUGAGAGCCUUGGGUUUUGAUGUGAAAAAAGCUGAUGUACUGAAGAUUCUUAAAGAUUAUGACAGAGAAGCCACAGGCAAAAUCACCUUUGAAGAUUUUAAUGAAGUUGUGACAGACUGGAUAUUGGAAAGAGAUCCGCAUGAAGAAAUCCUGAAAGCAUUUAAACUGUUUGAUGAUGAUGAUUCAGGUAAAAUAAGCUUGAGGAAUUUGCGACGUGUCGCCAGAGAAUUGGGUGAAAAUAUGAGCGAUGAAGAGCUCCGGGCUAUGAUAGAAGAAUUUGAUAAGGAUGGUGAUGGAGAAAUAAAUCAAGAGGAAUUCAUUGCUAUUAUGACUGGUGACAUAUAAAGGAUUAUGAGAAUCAACACCAAAAUGCUGCAGUUACCAUCUGUAUUUCCUUUUUGUGACUAAAGUCCUGUUUCAAAUAAAAACUUCCAACUUAGUCCUUUCUCCAAAAGGACCAAACUAAGCAUCCUUUGUAUUUGUAUUUCACUGCUGUUCAGUUUCUUUGUAUGAGCAAUGUUGUUAGCAUUAAUAAUUUUAUCUUUAUGUUUUUAAUUCAGGUUAAUAUAAAGCUUAAAAAUUUCAAA
Molecule: messenger RNA, 1090 nt
Organism: Onychomys torridus (southern grasshopper mouse)
Lineage: Eukaryota; Metazoa; Chordata; Mammalia; Rodentia; Cricetidae
Gene: Cetn3
Product: centrin 3
Exons: 5
Coding region: 336-848 (170 amino acids)
Biological process (GO): spindle pole body duplication
Cellular component (GO): microtubule organizing center
Molecular function (GO): calcium ion binding; microtubule binding
Source: RefSeq, a predicted model, not a curated record